CCACAGGAAAAAAGUUACCCAAUGACGUCAAUAUUAAGGGAGUAUUUGCAUGCAAUGAGUUAGAUCUACGAGAAGUGCGUGUGUAUGGGUUUGACUAUGAUUAUACCUUGGCAUGCUACAAACCUAGUAUGGACUUUUUAUUGUAUAAUCUUGGCCGUGAUCGUCUGGUUGAAAAGUUAAAAUACCCUGAUGGAAUUCGAGAGCUGGAGUACCAGCCUGGCUUUGCCAUCAGAGGCCUCCAUUAUGAUGUCAGCAAAGGCUUGCUCUUGAAGCUGGACUCAUUCCUUCAGAUCCAGUUGGGCUCUGUGUACCGAGGCUUGACCCCACUGUCAGAUGAUGAUGUGAUGAAGCUGUACAAAAGUAGGACCAUUCCUCUGGCAUAUGUUGAAAGCGGAAGAGGUGGUGCGAAUAAGAAAGAUUCCUCCACUAAAAUGGUCCAAUUGGCCGACCUCUUUUCUGUGCCUGAAAUGAGUCUUUUGUGUAAUGUGUUAGAUUAUUUUAUAACACAUCAAAUUGAUUUCCAUCCAGAAAUUCUCUUCUCAGAUGUAAAGACAUCCGUUCAAAACUGCCAUCCCAUCAUGCAUAGAUUAGUAGAAGCUAAUGUGUCUGAAUAUCUUGAAUUAAAUCCAGACAUACGGAAGCUUUUUGAUCAUUUAAAAGCUGGUGGAAAGAAGUUGUUCCUCAUAACAAAUAGCCCUUAUAAUUUUGUAAACACUGGAAUGACCCUUCUUGUGGGUGAUGAUUGGCGGGACUUUUUCGACGUUGUAAUUGUUCAAGCACGAAAGCCUCGUUUUUUUACUGAUGAAUCAAGACCAAUUCGUAUGUAUGAUACAAAAUCACAUGUCCAUUUGUGGGACCGUGUCACAAAGCUUGAAAAAGGUCAAAUAUAUUGUGAGGGUACAUUGAAGCAACUUGAAGGUAUCACUGGCUGGCAGGGGAAACAAGUUCUUUACUUUGGUGACCACCCAUACACUGAUCUUGCUGAUGUGACUCUAGAGCAUGGUUGGCGUACAGGAGCCAUUGUGCAUGAACUCUCACAUGAAAUUCAAACAUUAAAUAAUGAUGAAUUUAAACUGAACUGCAAUUGGCUUCAGAUGCUAACAAUGCUUAUAGAGGACCAUCAAGAAAUUGAGGAUAAUCCAAUGGCUAAAAGAGUUCUAGAUAAAUGGAUUGAAGAGCGAGAUCAAUUGAGGCUUGCUAUCAAGAGUGUUUUCAAUCCUCAGUUUGGUUCAGUAUUUCGAACCUUCAACAACCCUACAUAUUUCUCCAGGCGACUUUUCCGCUUCGCUGACAUAUACACUGCCAAGGUGACAAAUUUGCUUCAUUACUCUACGGAUCACACAUUUUUCCCGAGACGGGGAGUGAUGCCUCAUGAGUAUUCAUCAUACUUCGUUUAGUUUGUUGUAAGAAAAUAUUUGAUGAUUAUAUUUUGGUAAUUCUUAUUGAGCUAUCCCUGGAGAAAACUACUGACAGACAGGGUCUUGUAGCUCCCAUAUCCUGUGACAAGUAUUAUUUGCAGGUUAUUUCUACAAAUUUCUGUACCUUUUGUUAUGUUUUGAGGCUGUAUUGAGGAAAUCAGUAUUAAAUCAGACAUGUCUAAAAUUGAAUGUUAAAGGGAUAUCCUUCCCUUCAUUGUACCUGUAAAAUAAUGUUAAAAAGCAAAUGAAUUUUGCCUCUUGAAUUUUAAAGACUGUUGGAGGAAACUGUGGGGGUACCAGCCAUAAUCAUGAUCUGUUCAAUUCAUAAGAUAUAUUCUAUUAUAAACUUUGAAGGGUAAUAUCUUUUAAUUGUAUCAUUGAGUAGUGUCUUUUGAUGUUACCAAUAUCUGUUAUUGUUUGCUGAGCAAAUAUAUUUAGUGAAACUUGUGACAUUAUUGCUCAAUUCACUAGUCUACCUCUCAUGUUUGAGAGUUUAUGUUGAGUGAUCAUAUUAGCAUGAUCAGUACAUCUAAUACAGCUGCGGAUUGUUGAACAGCAGGAAAUGUUACACUUGUUUUUAUGAAGGGGUAGAACAAGUCAAGUUACUCUAUCGCUGUCUUGCUUGUUUGUUUCUGUUUUGUUUUAUUUUUUGUUUGUUUUUUUAGUAAUACACUUUUAUUUCAGUCAUGAUGCACUUUCCAAGAAAUAAAAAUAUGUGUUGUGUGUUCUUAUGUAUUAUCUAAUUUAUUUAUUUUUUAGCUCAUGUUCCUAUUGUUGGAUUAAAUGACUAAAAAUUCUGCAGUCUUGACAUCAGAUGACUUUGCCUGUUAUCUUACUGAUGAUUUUUCUCUUCAAGUAAGAGCAAUGUCUGUACUCUGCAUUAUUUUUGUCCAGAUUGGUUAUUGUUCUAUAAGAUCUAUGAUCUAGGUGACCUUUUGCUAGAAGUGUGUAUCUGAUCUGUUAGUUCAUGUAAACUACGGCAUGUAGAGUGAAAAUUGAGAAAGCAACACAUAGUGAUGAUACAUUUGUGCAUAAAUGUUGUAUAUUUGUGGAGAUGAGUAGUGUAUGUGCUAUGCUUGUCAGUGAUUAAUUCUGUGAUUUUGCAAUUGAUGACAAUACAUGUGUUAGUUACAUGUAUGAAAGUUAGCUCUGUGCUUUCUGUUCUCUGAGCUCUAAUGUUUAUCUUACUUGGUUGGGUAUUAAAUUUAGAACAAACAAGAUGCUUGCUUGUAACAUGUUAUCUGUUUGAGUGUAAUUAUAGAACUGCUAAUGGUCUUAGUUAUCCCUCAUUCCGUAGCAAUGAUGUAAUCUUUCCAGGAUUGAUGCAUGUAGCUCUAGACUAGGUUGGUGAGAAAAUUUAGACUUUCAAAUUUCUGUUUUUAGGAAGCUCUUGAAGGUGGCAUUCAACCCCCAAUUUGGAUCAGUGUUUCGGUCAGAAAACAACCCAAGUUUCUUUUACCGAAAAAUUCACAGGCUAUCUGAUAUUUAUACGGCUCAUGUGACCAAUAUGCUUAAUUAUUCGUCUAACCAUAUAUUUUACCCCCAUUUUGAUGUAAUUCCUCAUGAACAUCAUCAUUUAUACUUCAUGUAAAAAAGAAGACCUAUUUUGUCAUGAUUGCAGUAAGGAAGAAUUUUCGCCAUUCUUUGCUGUCUGUGUUGUUUGAGUAAACAACAUGUUGUCAAAUAAAAUGCGUCUAAUUUAGUAAAAAUACAAAUAAAGCUUAGUGGUUGUUAAA
Messenger RNA from Thrips palmi, 3154 nucleotides. It is a transcript of the gene Nt5c, whose product is annotated as 5'-nucleotidase domain-containing protein 3. The coding region runs from base 129 to 1397 and encodes 422 amino acids. The transcript has 9 exons. Lineage: Eukaryota; Metazoa; Arthropoda; Insecta; Thysanoptera; Thripidae. The record is from RefSeq and is a predicted model, not a curated record. Gene Ontology annotation, molecular function: 5'-nucleotidase activity.